This is a messenger RNA of Priapulus caudatus, 1276 nucleotides long. RefSeq lists its product as uncharacterized. NCBI's taxonomy places the organism in Eukaryota, Metazoa, Priapulida, Priapulimorpha, Priapulimorphida, Priapulidae. The record is from RefSeq and is a predicted model, not a curated record. Bases 535 to 1080 code for a protein of 181 amino acids. The transcript is spliced from 3 exons.
UCUGCUUGAACCACUGGCGAGAUUAUCUCUCAAACACCAACAGAAUGUGGUAACUCUUGCAGAGGUCCACACCUGCAUGGACAGUAUCUACCCUAGACCUCCUUCAAGAGUACAAAACAAGGUACGUAUAAUUAGUACCAUAGUUAAGUUCUAAAUUGUUAGAGGUCAUUUAUUAUGCAUCUGAAAUUUAAUUACGGACUUCUAUGAAAACCUGAACAUUUACUUCUUGUAGAGACAAUGAGGCUCUUAAGAAGCUAUUAGAAGAUGGCUGUUAUCAGAAUGUUCUGACCAAAGGUAGCUUCCCCAACAUGAGAUACAAGCUUACAGCGGCUGUGACAAGCAGAUUUUCUCUUCAUGCUUCUCAGACAGGUGUUAUAGAGGCUACUCGGAUAUCUAACUUCAGCUGCUGGCCGGCACCAGACACAGAUUCUAUUGCAGGUAGAAAUUUUGUAGUUAAAAACUAUGACAUGGACUGCAACUUUCACUGCAACAGUGCAGUAAUUCUCUUAUGCUACUAAAUUAACUUGCAUCGUCAUGUAUUCUUUAGAAUAUGGAGACCAUGAGGUAAAAUCAAUUCUGCAGCACUUCUCGAACACACUCAAACAAGCAGGCAUUGAUGACAGUGACACAGCGCUGACAUGCGAAACAUCAUUCAGUCAGAUGAAACUGAUCAAGACAAGCAGGCGAGCUAGCAUGAAAGAGUCCACUUUAAAUAACUUGAUGUUAGUCAAGCUGGAGUCUCCUCCAGUUGCAGACUUCAGCCCUGAUAAGGCAAUUGACAUGUGGCUGGCAGCACCUUUAGCAACCAGGAAACUGAAUUACAGACGGAGGUCCAAGGCAACCUUGGCACAGAAAACCAAACCAGAUCUACAUGUAGGAGCACAAGCAGAAGGAUCGGCAAAAGGGGAUAUAGUCCAGCCUGAAUUUGAAGCCGCAACAGAUUCUAAUAUUGCUGAUAUAGAACUGGAGACAGAUACUGAUAGAGAUACUGAUACAGAUAGCAGUGAUAACAGUGACGAAGACUUUUCUGCAUAUAAUAAAGCUUUGAUGAUGAUGGAGUGUUUCAGAUCAAAUAAAUAGUUCAAAAUAUGUGAAUGUUUUAAUGUUUCAAUAUUUUUUUGGUCCCGUAACAUAUCAUUCGGUCUGGUAAAAAUAUAUUUUUUACUGGACCGAAUGUCCAGUAAAGGAUUUUGUCUUUUGGCGAAGACUGAACCUCAUCGUCAGCGAGUCCCUACGUUAGUCCAUCACGAACGGCAACAGUCAAAAUUGGGUACAG